Molecule: messenger RNA, 4452 nt
Organism: Acinonyx jubatus (cheetah)
Lineage: Eukaryota; Metazoa; Chordata; Mammalia; Carnivora; Felidae
Gene: KLF1
Product: KLF transcription factor 1
Exons: 3
Coding region: 2356-3492 (378 amino acids)
Biological process (GO): regulation of transcription by RNA polymerase II
Molecular function (GO): RNA polymerase II cis-regulatory region sequence-specific DNA binding; DNA-binding transcription factor activity, RNA polymerase II-specific
Source: RefSeq, a predicted model, not a curated record
UCCCUUUUUAUGGCCGAAUAAUAGUUCAUUGUAUGGGUGGACCACAUUUUGUUUAUCCAUUCAUGUGUUAAUGGACAUUUGGGUUGUUUCUACCUCUUAACUAUUGUUAACUGAUGCCGCUGUGAACUUAGUGUACCAGUAUUUGUUCGAAUACCUGUUUUCAAUUCUUUUGGGUCUAUACCUAGGCGUGGAAUUGCUGGGUCACAUGGUAACGCUUGUUCAACUUUUUAAAAAAUGUGUAUUUAUUUUUGAGAGAGAGAGACUGAGACACAGAACAAGUGGGGGAGGGGCAAAGAGAGAGGGAGACACAGAAUCCGAAGCAGGCUCCCGUCUCUGAGCCGUCAGCACAGAGCCCGAUGUGGGGCUCGAACUCACAGACAGAGAGAUCAUGACCUGAGCCCAAGUCAGACACUUAACCGACUGAGCCACCCAGGCGCCCCUCAACUUUUUGAUUGUUUAACUUUUUGAAGAAUCAUCAAACUUUUCCACAGUAGCUGCGCCAUUUUGCAUUCCCACCAGCAGCUUACGGGGUCCCAAUUUCUAGAAAUAUGGCCAUCCUACUGGGUGCAUUGAGCUGGCUUUCAUAUUACUUGCUUCCCCCUCCCCUUGUGAUACAUGAUCAUUUUUUGCCUUUUGUGCAAUGCGUUCAUGAUGCAGAAACUCUGAUCGUGUGUCUGUGGCGAUGUGUCUAUGGCUGGCCCGGGUUUUGUGCUUUUCACUAUCAGCAUGUUCGACUUCAUGUCGGUGCGGUUGUGUGUCUUUGACUGGGUGUGCCUGGGGGGGGGCAUUUGGUAGCUGGGCAAUUGUGUGACUAACUACAAACUGGGGCAGUGACAGGUGGUGUGAAUACAUAAGGUUGCAGAUUUUAUAUGAUGCUGGGCAUGAUCGUGUCUGUGUCUGAUGUUUAGCUGUGUGCGUUGCUACAUCAUUGUGUGUUUGUGAAUGAUUAUGUGCGGGGGGGGGUGUUUUAUGCUUUUGUGUCUGGAGGCUACAUCUGUGUUUCGUGGGGGUCGUGUAACUGAAUCUUCUAUAGCUCUGUGAGAACAUAUCCAAGGAUAUCUGUGUGUCCGUUCGGUUGUGGCAAAAUCACGUCAAUGCGAUUGUGUGUUGUAGCGGUGUGUGAGUGCGUCAGCACCCAUCCGCGUGAUUACGAAUUCUGUGUCUAAGAGAUUGUGUGACUACAACGUUGUGUAGCCAGUGUGGUGUAUAGGUGUGGUUUGUGCCUGGGAAUUGUGUGUCCGUGCGACGCACACACACACACUUACACAUGCCACGGGAUUAGACGGUCCGUGUGACGGAAGAACCAGGAAUUUGUGUCACUGUGGAAUUGCACAUUGUGUGUGCAUAUGAUUGUCAGCUGCGUGUCUGUGACGCGUGUCUGUAUCAUCCACCCAGCCUCCCAGGACGCAACACCGGAGGUCCCUGGUGCACAACCUUGGAUUCCUCCCCCAUGUGGGGCAGGAACCAAACGUCAGCCAGGCCCAGAGCAGGGGGGUGGCUGUGAGGGCCUCCUGUAGUUCAGGUACUUGAGUGUCCCGUUUCACGCAGGAGGGGAGGUCAUCUCCCCUGCCCCAUCGCAUCAGAGCGAUGGUGGCUGCGGUGGCCCCGAUCUUCACACACCCUACUCCGUGCGGCACCACGGUGGGGGCGGGGGAGGGCACGGUAGACAGUGGCAGCUGUUUGUCAGGGGGUCCUCCUCCUGGCACCGGGCUCGACCCUGGAAACUCCCAAUCCAGGCAAUUUCAAACCAACCUAACCUGAAGCCCCAGCCCCCAACCCUCCUGCCCAUCGGGAACAGAGUUUGGCUCUUCUGGGCCCCCACCUGAUAACAGCGUCCAACAUCUGGGCCGUCUGAUAAUGCUCCUCUUGGCAAGGACUUCGUGCCAAAUCCCGCCAUCAGCAAGGUUACUGCUGUUUAGUGGGGAGGGGGAGAGCUACAAGGCCGUGGUCAGGGGAAAGGGGGUCUUGAAGCCCCUUCCCAGGAUCCCCAUUCUGUCUGUUAUCCCCUCCUACAGGAAGGUAACUAAGAACAGACGCCCAAGUCUCUCUUUUUGUGGGGACUCGGUGCCUCACUUUACCCAACACCUGAACCCUCAACCUCAGAACCCCCAGCCCCUGAACACCUGACUUGGCUUUGGAUACGGGGUCAGUCCUUAAGGCCCAGCCCCUAAGAAGGCUGAGAUGAGGUCUGUUCCCCAGAAACGGUGACCCCCCGCCUUGCCUGCCUCUUAUCAGGGACUGUAGCCAAUCAGCUGAGGGCAGAGAAGAGCCCUCCAAGGGGCCAUUGGUGUCUCAGAGCCCACGAGGCCACGGAGGGAGAGGAGGCCUGAGGCCCAGGGUGGGCACCAGCCGGCCAUGGCCGCAGCUGAGACCGCCUUGCCCUCCAUCAGCACGCUGACCACCCUGGGCCCCUUCCCGGACACACAGGAAGACUUUCUCAAGUGGUGGCGCUCUGAGGAGGUGCAGGACUUGGGUCCGGGUCCCCCUGAUCCCACCGGGCUGCCCCUCCACGUGAGGCCGGAGUCGCAGGACGCGCCCAGGGAGGACGAAGACGACGAGAGGGACUCGGCUACCUCCUGGGAUCUGGAUCUCCUUCUCACCAAUUUCCCGUGCCCGGAGCCGGGCGGCGCGCCCCAAACCUGCGCUUUGGCGCCGGGCGAGUGCUCCGCGGCGCAAUUCCCGCUGCCGCCCCCGCAGCUGCCGCCGCAGCCGCAGCCGCAGCCGCAGCCGCCGCCACCCGAGACUCUUGGCUCGUAUGUGGGCGGCUCGGGGCUGGUGGCUGGGUUCUUGGGUCCCGAGGAGCACCCGGGCUGGGCACGCCCGGCCCCCAGAGCCCCGGGCCCCGACGCCUUCGUGGGCUCCUCCCUGGGCCCGGUCCCCGAGCCCAAGGCACUGUCGCUGCAGCCGGUGUACCCGGGGCCAGGCGCGAGCUCCUCCGGCAGCUACUUCUCGAGGACCGGGCUUUCGGUGCCCACGGCGCCAGGCGCCCCCUACGGGCUGCUGUCCGGGUACCCAGCGCUGUACCCGGUCCCGCAGUACCAAGGGCACUUCCAGCUCUUCCGCGGGCUCCCAGCGCCUGCUCCCGGCCCCACCGCACCCCCCUCUUUCCUGAGUUGUCUGGGACCCGGGACGGCGGGUGCGGGACUCCGGGGGAUCGCAGGAGACCCAGGGGGGAUCGCGGAGGCCGCGCCAUCCAAACGCAGCCGGCGAUCGUGGGCGCGCAAGAGGCAGGCGGCGCACACAUGCACUCACCCGGGCUGUGGCAAGAGUUACACCAAGAGCUCACACCUGAAGGCUCAUCUGCGCACGCACACAGGAGAGAAGCCCUACGCCUGCACGUGGGACGGCUGUGGCUGGAGGUUCGCGCGCUCAGACGAACUGACCCGCCACUACCGAAAGCACACGGGACAGCGCCCCUUCCGGUGCCAGCUCUGCCCGCGCGCUUUUUCGCGCUCCGACCACCUGGCCUUGCACAUGAAGCGUCAUCUUUGAGCCCUGCCCCAACACUUGGACCUUCCUGGGGAUUGGGGAUGGAACAAGAGCAGAUCCACGCAGGGUGGUUUUCCCUCGGAUGGACCCUCUCCCGGAUUCGCAGUCUCACAGAUCCACCCAAAGAUCAAGGACUGGCCCAUAGACAGACCUGUGGGAGCCUCCAGCCAAAACUCCCACACGUCCUCAGCCACGGGGAGCCACACAGAGACAUCCAGUGGUCACACAAACACAACGAGACAACCCUCCAAAUAAAUGGACUCUCAGACACUUCGGACAGAGAGACAGACCCUCAGAGAGCUGGACCCUCAGACCAGUUUACAAGACGCCCUGGGCAGUGGGAGUUGGGGGUUGUGGGGUGAGGCUUCCCAGAGACCCUGGGCCUAGCAGGGGACUUCACAUCGUGACUAAUGAAGCUCUGCAUAGUGCCUGGAUCUGCUGUGAAUGGUUAUGGGUCCUGUACCAAUGCCCUUCCCAGAUAAAGGUUCAGCGUUGGCCUGACUUUGUGGGUUUUGGGUGCUGGAAGACGGGAGGAAGCUGUAUCCUCAGGGGUGACAUUGGGGGCCGUACACACCUUCACACCCUCAUCUCCUAAACUUCAGCGACCCUUCUUGGCAUUGUAGGCUUUGCCGCCCCUCACCACCACACCCCAAGAUCAGGCUACAUCGCCUUUAUCUCCUCCCUUGAGCCCCGGUUAUAUUCACUGGGACCGUCUCCCGCUGUUUAAGAGCCCCUCGGCCCGGUCCCAGAGUCUCAGCACCCUUCACCCAGACAUGAUCCAAUGUAAUUCUUUGACUAGCUCAGGGGACCCCGGGAGAACAUGUGGAAUGAAAAGAGAGAGGAUCAGGAGCACAAGCGCCCCUUAAAACAGCAAAGGUCACAAGAGUUGGACCUCAGAUUGUAAAGCAAGAGAGGAAAAAAUCCAAAUUUGCGGCUAACCCAGGAGCCGGGGAAGGAAUGGGG